Molecule: messenger RNA, 2361 nt
Organism: Tarenaya hassleriana
Lineage: Eukaryota; Viridiplantae; Streptophyta; Magnoliopsida; Brassicales; Cleomaceae
Exons: 3
Coding region: 1-2361 (786 amino acids)
Molecular function (GO): zinc ion binding; nucleic acid binding
Source: RefSeq, a predicted model, not a curated record
AUGCCUACAUUCGCGGGUAGAAUUAAUCCGGAUGCCUAUCUCGAUUGGGAGAGGCGGAUGGACAAUAUUUUCGAAUGUUAUGAGUAUUCGGAUCAGAGAAAGGUUAGAUACGCAGCGGCAGAACUCACCGACAACGCCUUAGCAUGGUGGGAUCGAGAAAUAGCCGAGAGGCGUAGAGCACAAUACGAACCUGUCACAACAUGGAGAGAGAUGAAGUUCAUGAUGCGUAAGAGGUAUGUACCUCCCCAUUUUCAUCGUGACUUGCAACGCAAAUAUCGUAACUUGGUGCAGGGAACUAGAACCGUUGAAGAAUACUAUGAGGAGUUCGAGCACCUACGAAACCGAUUGGAGUUAGAUGAAAGCGAAGAAGCGAUUAUGGCACAAUUUGUGGAUGGAUUGCAGGAGCGAAUUGCUCGAAAGGUAGAACGUUUAGCUUACCAUGAUUUGCAGGAACUUAUCCAUAUCUCAAUCCAAAUCGAGCAGCAAAUCGCCAAGAAGCAAGCUCGUUUUAAUCGAGCAAGAACAAACUCUUCGAACCAAUCGUAUACACGCAGUGAGAACAAGUCCGGAACUGUUACAACAACCAAAUCAACCCAAUCCGAGGCAAAUAUCCAUGACAAAGGGAAAGGCAUAGCAACAUCUUCGGGAUCAGGCCUUAAAGGUAAUAAAUCAACUCCCGUUGAAUUACGUUCACGUGAGAUUGUUUGCUACAAGUGUAGGGGACGAGGACAUUAUGCAAAGGACUGUCCAAACAAUCGUGUCAUGAUCCUUACGGAUACGGGAGAUUAUGAAUCCCUGGACGAAGAGGAGGUUGCUGAUACUGAGGAGAACAUAGAGUAUCCGGACAGUGGAGAACUCUUGGUCACAAGGCGAGUUUUGAGCACGAUGACAAAUCCGGAAGAAACCGCCCAAAGAGAAACAAUCUUCCACAGUCGAUGCACUAUUAGAAACAAGGUAUGUGGCCUAAUCAUUGAUAGUGGUUCAUGUACUAACGUUGCAAGUGCAUACAUGGUUAAGAAGCUGGGAUUGGAGACCGAGAAACAUCCACACCCGUAUAAGCUUCAAUGGCUCAACAACCAAGGAGAACUCAAGGUAAAUGGGCGGGUCAAAGUGUCAUUUAGCAUUGGACGUUACCAAGACGAGGUGAUGUGCGAUGUUGUGCCAAUGCAAGCGGGGCACAUACUCCUUGGACGCCCUUGGAAAUUUGACCGAGAGGUGAAACACGACGGUAGGACCAACCACUACUCUUUUAUAUUCAACAAGCGUAAGAUAUCGUUGGCUCCUCUUAGUCCGUCACAGGUUCACGAGAUGCAAGUUAAACUCUCCAAAGAAGGAGACAACAACAAAAAGCCGAACUUCUACAUGAAACCAAGCACGGUAAGUAAAGCUCUACUAGAUGAACGUUUGGUUUUACUAAUGUUGUACAAGGAAGUGUUGAGCGCAGGUUCGAAUCAGAUUGUGUAUCCCCCAGAAAUUAAGAAACUCCUAGAGCAUUUUCAAGACGUUUUCCCCGAGGAACCACCUGCGGGAUUACCGCCAAUUCGCGGGAUCGAACACCAAAUCGAUCUUGUGCCGGGAGCACCACUUUCAAACCGUCCCGCUUACCGUAUGAACCCCGAGGAGGCUAAGGAACUCCAAACGCAGGUACAAGAUUUAUUAUCUAAGGGUUAUAUACGUGAAAGCUUAAGUCCUUGUGUAGUGCCCGUUCUACUCGUGCCAAAGAAGGAUGGGACAUGGCGUAUGUGCGUGGAUUGUAGAGCGAUAAACAACAUCACAAUCAAAUAUCGCCAUCCAAUGCCACGACUCGAUGAUAUGUUGGAUGAGUUAAGCGGAGCAACCCUCUUUUCAAAAGUUGACUUGAAGAGUGGUUAUCAUCAAGUCCGCAUUCGAGAAGGAGACGAGUGGAAGACCGCAUUCAAGACGAAACAUGGGCUGUACGAAUGGCUUGUCAUGCCUUUCGGACUCACCAACGCUCCUAGCACCUUCAUGAGACUUAUGAACCACGUACUUCGCGCCUUUAUCGGUUUUGUUGUAAGCUCGCAGGGAUUAAGCGUAGACGAGGAGAAGAUCAAGGCUAUUCGGGAAUGGCCAACCCCUACCACCCAUCUCAAAGGCCAAUCUACGCUCAAAAGGAGGCAUGCUAAGUGGUUGGAGUAUGUCGAGACAUUUCCCUACGUGAUCAAGUACAAAAAGGGAAAAGACAAUGUGGUGGCCGAUGCGUUGUCAAGGCGGCAUGCUUUGAUUUCGAUCAUGGAGGCUAAGAUGCUUGGAUUUGAACACAUCAAGGGGCUGUACCGUGAUGAUUCCGAUUUCGGAGAUAUCUACGAGGAGUGCGCUAAGGGAGCUCAUGGAUCAUUCUAA